UCAAAAAUUCUCACUUUCCCAUUUUUGUCACAAGUCUCAUUUUCCCCACAACUUCCCCCAACUGCCCCACAUUCCCCACCACCAUCUGGCGAGCGUGGGGAGAAUUGAUCUCCGGUGGUGGUGGUCUCCUGGCUCCCAUUACAAACUCUCCCCAUGCUCUCCAUCUUCUCUCCACGAGCCGCUUCCAACUUCUUUCUUUCCCAGGUUCGGAUCAAUUUUUCCAAAAUUCUGGCGUAAAUUUUUGGAAUAUGGCGACUGUGACCCAGUUCAAAUACCCGUCCUCCGUGAAGGACGUGGAUCAACAUAAAUUUGUUAAAUCUUUCGCACAAUUCCUGAAGAAGUCAGGAAAAUUGAAGGUGCCCGAAUGGGUUGACCUCGUGAAGACGUCAAAGGCUAAGGAAUUGGCCCCAUACGAUGAGGACUGGUUUUAUAUUAGAUGCGCUUCAAUUGCUCGUCAUCUCUACAUCCGAUCACCCAUUGGAACCAACACCAUCACUAAAAUCUACGGGUUAAGGAAACGUAACGGGGCGACUCCGAGCCAUUUUUGUCGAGGGUCGGGGUCCGUGGCACGAAAGGCUCUGCAAGCGUUGGAGGGUAUUAAGUUAGUUGAGAAGGUUCCAGACGGUGCCGGACGACGCCUGACAUCCCAAGGACGCAGAGAUUUGGACAGAAUUGCUGCUCAGUUGAAAAAAGCUGUUAAAACCGUGGCUUGAAAAAAAUGUUCAGAUGAUAAAAACUUUUUCUCAAUAAAAAAGAAACUUCAAAAAUUCUUA
This is a messenger RNA of Folsomia candida, 773 nucleotides long. RefSeq names its product 40S ribosomal protein S19. The record is from RefSeq and is a predicted model, not a curated record. Gene Ontology annotation, biological process: translation; ribosomal small subunit assembly. The transcript has 4 exons. Gene Ontology annotation, cellular component: cytosolic small ribosomal subunit; ribosome. Gene Ontology annotation, molecular function: structural constituent of ribosome; RNA binding. Lineage: Eukaryota; Metazoa; Arthropoda; Collembola; Entomobryomorpha; Isotomidae. The coding region runs from base 249 to 713 and encodes 154 amino acids.